AUGGCAGAAGAGGCAUAUUUCAAAAGACACAACAAAUCACUUAUUCCUGAAGAGUUUAGAGCUGCCGCAAAUGAUGGAGAUAUGGAAAGAGCUGCCUUGGCAACUGUCUACGGCGUAAAAGAGUACACAGAAUCCAAGAUUUUUUGGGAUAAUGCUACAUUGAACUUUGAGGAUUCCAUCACGACACCUAGGGAUGUAUCAAAAGCAAUUGAACAAUACUAUCAACAGUACAAUACAUCUGCAGCUACCAUAAGACCAACGAAAGCCCCUUCAAUCUAUAACAGAAAAAUCAAAGAUAGUCAUGACAAUGCAAGUUACACAACAGUCCAACCUCUUGCUCAUACGGCAAUGCAAGCCUCAAAUCAAAAAGUAAAUGAACCAAAUUAUCCAUAUUAUAUCUAUGAACACAAGGUGCCUCUUCGAUCUCCACGUCUGCAAAUAGAUAGCACGCAGGGCAUCCCUUCUCUGCCUCAUAUCCCUACUGUCAGUGAAUUUGGUGAUCUAUUUUCAGAAACAAAAGAUGCGUUCAAGGCGAAGAGUGGCACCACCGACGCUCCUUUCACAAUCGGUCAGCAGAUACUAAAAGAAAGCAUUGCCAUCAAGUAUACUGCUGCACACCAAACGGAGCUACAGCCCUCAGAUUUAUCGGAUUAUCCGUUCUGCAUAUUCGAUUUGGUUGAGUCCGACGUCGAUUCAAGGCUUAUUGUAUGGGGAUUACAAAAUACAGCUCGUCCAUCCGUCUCUGGUACAUACACAACUAUCAAUAACAUCAGUAGAGACCAAAGUGAUAAGGAACAAAGUGGUAAUGCGAGAGAUUGUUGUAGCAAUGAGGAAAAGCAAAAUAAACGGAUACGCUUCGCUGAAACCUUCACUAAAUUAGCAAAAAGGAAGUCUUUAACUACAAUAAAACCGACAAAACAUCAAUCUCAUUGCCCCACAACGUCCUCGACUGCAGUCGCUUUGGUGAAAAGCAAUUCCAAUAACAAUUCCGGGACUCUAGUUAUUGAAGCAGCAACAAUUGAAAAGUUGAUAGAAAAGCUUACAAUAACUCUUGAUUAUGCCUUCAUGACUGAUUUUUUCCUGAUCUAUCGAGUCUUUCUGACGCCGGUACAACUAUGUAAAUUUCUGAUCUCUAGAUUUAAAUGGAGUAUCAAAAAUAAUGAUGAAAAGAGGUGUAUCGUUAGAAUAAGAACUUUUGUCGUGCUAAGACACUGGUUAUUGAACUAUUUCUUGCAUGAUUUUAUCCCACAAAAAGAGCUUCGAGUCUUAUUUACCGACUUUCUGAACGAAAUGCCUUUCCAUCCAGUGAUCCAGCAAUCAGCACGGGAUCAGCGCAUUAUCAAGGGGUUAAAACGCGUAAUGAGACGGUUAAAAAAAGUUUAUUACGGUACUGUUUCUUCAUCGUACGACAGAGGUAUUGAUAUGUCGAAUGAAAGCAAUUGGGCAUCCGCUAACGAUGAUAAUGUAAACACAGCGGGCACUACUGCCACUAAUGCAACUGCACCUAUUUACGUUGUCGAUCCAACACCUCCACUUUACGAACAAGAAAUACAAACAAUGAUAAAGAAACAGCUGUCAGCUCAACAUUCUUUACGACAGAAAGCUUACAAUUUUAUUAAACGAGUCCAUGUUGACGAUCGACAUUUCAAAAAUACAACCCUUCAACAAAAGCAGCUUCUAGGGUCAACAGAAAAGCAUAUAAACAGCAGGGUAGGAGCAACAGCCAUAGUACCUGUUGUGGUCAUUGGUAAUUUCUACUCGUCGUCACAUCUUUAUCAAAGUAGUGGUGACAGUAAUAGCAGCGCUGACAGUUUCUCUGAUGGUCAUAAAAAUGGCUCAGCAACUACUAUAAAGACAAAGUCACAAUCAGUCGUAAGCCAGACCUCCCAACCCUAUGAUAUGCAACGGAAGCAGCAUAAUAAACAGCGACGUAGAUCUUCAGUUGCAUGCUCUAUUAAGAGCCUGUUAGUCGGCACAGCAGAGACAACUUCAUCGUCUCAUAUAACACAAGAUAUCAAAAACACUGCAAACAGUAACGUUGAAAAGUCUCAACAAGAAAAGCAGCAGCAGAAGGAGCAGCAACAAUUCGAUAAAGACUUUGCAAUUAAGCAAUGGCAGGUUGUUCAACAAAAAGUCGAGCGAAAUCAAGGUUUCAUAGACAAAAUUAACGACAACGAGAGCCAACUGUUUGAAACUAAUUCACUCGAAAGUAUUGUCACUCCAGGCACUUCAAUUAUUGAUAUAUCUGAACCAUUUCACAAAGCAGAAGAAUCCGAUGAGGAACAAAAUAACUUUGAUAGUUCAGCUAGUGAAAGCAGCAACAAUAAUAUAGAUACAGAGCGGAAAGCAUACCAAAAUGCCAACAGCAACAUUGGGAAUAAAGUGUAUUUUUCGCCAUAUCGUGUCAGUACAUCGUUACAAUCAGCUGAAUUAACUGAAAAACUUGAGAAAGUGCGUCAAGAACAACAACAGCAAGAGAAUGAACAGGCCCUAAUUUAUUCUGUUACUGAGAACGGAAGGUCACCUGUAAUUGAAACCACCAAUUGCGGGUUGACUAAUUUACGGCCUCGCUCCUUUUAUACAGCUCAGUUAGCUAUACCUUCUGAUGUAGCUACACCAGAUAUCUAUAUCCUUACACCCCCUCCUAUAACAGACGAAGGUAAACCAACAACAGAGUAUUUCAAUAUGCUUAACAGUGGAAGUAGUUCACAGGGCCUUCAUUUCAACAAUAAAAUCGCAUUUCUAUCUCCUUCGAUGACGACGACCACCUCCCAUCUAUCAUUGAAACAGAUAGAAGAUUUGAAAUUUCCUUCAUCAAUAUUCCAAGCAGCUAAUACCCCAUCAAAUAUCCAGCAUGAUUACGGUAACAGAGCAAGUGAAGCAAUACACAAUGAUCAUGACAGUAACACCUUCGAUGCUGAAAAGCGGAUGAGUAAACCUUUACCGUUCAUUACAGGCAGUGAGGGAGAAGAGGACGAAAGUUUCGAGCAGUGGAGAUUAUCAAUGCAGGAUAAACACCAGAGUAAUAAUAAGACGCAGCAGUUCAGUGAAUCGACAAAUGGACAACGACAGCAGCCCUUAAAAUCAAGGAUUAUUGAACUUGGCCUUGGAAGCACUGCCAAUAGAACGUCUUCAUCCCCUACAAGAGAACAACAAAUAAUACCGCCUACCUUGCCGCCAUUACCGCUUGCUGUACCAACAGCGACAGUUGACGCCAGCAGCAGCAAAAAUAAAUCAUUUCAUAUUCAACCACAUCUGAGAAAAUCGAUCAUUUUGACUUACCCAGCUUCGCUUAUAGCUCAACAGCUGUGCGUGAUUGAAAAGGCUGUUUUGCUUGAAAUAGAUUGGGAAGAAUUUGUAGACUGCCGCUGGACAAAAAUGCCAGCAACUGAUGCUACUUUGGCCACCGCUUCUACUACAACAUCUACUCCACAUGUAUCAACUGUCCAGGAUCAGCAAGGGACAAAAGCCACGGUAGCGCAAGGUAUUUAUUCUCGCACAAAACGAAUGAAGCAACAAUACGAGAAAGAGCAUAAUAUACCUGAAAGAGGUAUUGAAAAAGCUAUUAAUCGAUUCAAUGCUGUAUGUCGGUGGGUAUCCAGUGAAAUUGUCCAAUCGAGCCGGAUUGAGGAUCGCGUCAAAGUUAUUGAAAAGUUCAUACAAAUCGCUAAGAAAUGCAAGGUUUAUUGCAAUUUUACAACAUUAAUACAAAUUUUGCUUGGCUUACAGUCUAUGCCGGUCUCAAGACUGAGUAAAACUUGGGCACUCGUGAGCCACCAAAAUAUGAAAACCCUACAAGAACUUUCUGUUUUCACUUCUCCUACCAAAAAUUGGAAAAACAUUCGCGAUAGUAUGACAAUUGUAGCUGAAGAGUAUGGUGAAUCACCCACUGAGAUCCAGGUCCAGAUAAAGGAAAGAAACAACGCCCAGCAUCUUUACGACAGUAACUCUACGGCUGAUGCUAACCAUAGCCUGAAGAAUAUGGCAAAUAGCGUUUUACACAGAAAAUUAAGCACCAACAGCAGUAAACAUAAAAAGAAGAAGAAAACUCAAACAAAAAUUUAUAACCGGAAUAUGACAAUCAAACUCCCUUUUGGUGGAUGUAUUCCGUUCUUAGGCAUUUACUUAUCUGACUUAGUGUUUAAUGCUGAAUUACCUUCUUUCCUUUCACCAUCUACUCACACUGAGGAUGACUUGAAAAAGACUUCAGCCAACACUAAUGCAGGUUCAGCGAAUGGCACUCCACCAAUCGACCAGGUCGUAUUUCAGCAGCCACUUGUGCAUUUCCGGAAGCAUCGUAUUACAGCAACAAUUAUCAAACGCGUACUAAUUUUCCAAAACUUAGCCAAACGUUAUUCCUUUGAGCCUUACACCGAGGAUAACUAUAUAUUGUAUAAUACCUGUUUGCAAUUGACAUCAUUAGAUAUAGAUGCAAUACAGAAAUAUAGUACCUUGAUUGAACCUUGUAUUAAUAAUACUCAUAAGCCGGCACGUCAAUAA
Mycotypha africana is the source of this 4500-nucleotide messenger RNA. RefSeq lists its product as uncharacterized. The record is from RefSeq and is a predicted model, not a curated record. Lineage: Eukaryota; Fungi; Mucoromycota; Mucoromycetes; Mucorales; Mycotyphaceae. Gene Ontology annotation, cellular component: plasma membrane. Gene Ontology annotation, biological process: Ras protein signal transduction; positive regulation of GTPase activity. The transcript is spliced from 5 exons. Bases 1 to 4500 code for a protein of 1499 amino acids. Gene Ontology annotation, molecular function: guanyl-nucleotide exchange factor activity.